This is a messenger RNA of Elephantulus edwardii (Cape elephant shrew), 1426 nucleotides long. It is a transcript of the gene HARBI1, whose product is annotated as harbinger transposase derived 1. The record is from RefSeq and is a predicted model, not a curated record. Lineage: Eukaryota; Metazoa; Chordata; Mammalia; Macroscelidea; Macroscelididae. Bases 180 to 1229 code for a protein of 349 amino acids. The transcript is spliced from 3 exons.
GGGGAGUGCGGGCUGGUAACCAGGCAGCCGCGGAGAGAGAGAAGAUUAUAAAUGCCAGAACCAUUUAACUCGUGACUAGCUGUUGCAUCUUGACUCUUUCAAAAAUACUCUUGUGCCAAACACUGCAUUGUGAGGAGUUCGGUAUAAAUAACAAAGGAGAGAUAGCUUUCAAAUUCACCAUGGCUAUCCCCAUAACAGUGCUUGACUGUGAUCUCUUGCUGUAUGGCCGAGGUCACCGGACAUUGGACCGCUUUAAGUUGGAUGAUGUGACCGAUGAAUACUUGAUGUCCAUGUAUGGAUUUCCUCGACAAUUUAUUUAUUAUUUGGUGGAGCUCUUGGGAGCGAGUCUUUCUAGGCCUACUCAACGGUCCAGAGCUAUUAGCCCAGAAACACAGAUCCUAGCCGCAUUGGGCUUCUAUACUUCAGGUUCCUUUCAGACUCGAAUGGGAGAUGCUAUUGGAAUCAGUCAGGCCUCCAUGAGUCGUUGUGUAGCCAAUGUCACUGAAGCACUCGUGGAACGGGCCUCGCAGUUCAUUCACUUUCCAGCUGAUGAAGCCUCCAUACAGGCGCUGAAGGAUGAAUUUUAUGGGCUAACGGGGAUGCCAGGAGUGAUAGGGGUGGUUGACUGUAUCCAUGUGGCAAUCAAGGCUCCAAAUGCUGAAGACCUUUCCUAUGUGAACCGUAAAGGCCUGCAUUCUUUGAACUGCCUCAUGGUGUGUGACCUCAGAGGAGCACUCAUGACUGUGGAGACAAACUGGCCAGGCAGCCUACAGGACUAUGCUGUGCUUCAGCAGUCUUCUCUCUGUACCCAGUUUGAAGCUGGAAUGCACAAAGAUAGCUGGCUCCUUGGUGACAGUGCCUUCUUUCUCCGCACCUGGCUCAUGACACCACUUCACAUUCCUGAAACUCCAGCUGAAUAUCGCUAUAACAUGGCCCAUUCUGCUACUCACAGUGUGAUUGAGAAAACUUUCCGCACCCUCUGUUCCCGAUUCCGCUGUCUAGAUGGAUCCAAGGGAGCCUUGCAGUACUCACCGGAAAAGUCCAGCCACAUCAUCCUGGCUUGUUGUGUCCUCCACAACAUCUCUCUGGAGCAUGGGAUGGACAUUUGGUCCUCCCCACUGACAGGACCCAUGGAACAGCCCCCUGAGGAAGAGUAUGAACACAUGGAGUCCCUGGAUUUAGAGGCUGAUAGAAUCCGCCAGGAGCUGAUGCUCACUCAUUUUAGCUAAGGGGAAGAGGUGGACUUUCCCAAAAUUAUGACAUACUUUCCCCUCCCCACUACCUAUGCAGCUCCAUCAUCUAGUUUGACCGAGUGUGGGGACCCUUGUCAUAAACUGACAUUUAAUCUGUGUUUUAGGAGGCCUGGAGCUAAGUCAACAGGAUCUAAAUUAAUUUGCAAAUUUAUUAACUAAACCCAAACUAAGAC